AUGUCUAUCUUGCUUUCAAAUUUCUAUUUUUUUUAUAACUUUCUUUCUUCCUCUAUUUCACUGCAUUUCUAUAAAAUUCCAGUCUUCCAUUCUGUCUACUGUAUAUUUUCUUUCUUUCUUUCUUUCUUUCUUUCUUUCUUUCUUUCUUUCUUUCUUUCAUUCUUUCUUUCUUUCUUCGAAUUUGUCCUCUUUCAUUCUUUUGUUUUACUCUCUCUACUAUUUUUGCCAUUCACCUUUGUAGUUUGUACCUACCUCUCUCCAUAUGUGCGCAUCUAUCUAUCUAUCUAUCUAUCUAUCUAUCUAUCCUCGUCCCUUGAGAUCUAUCUAUCUAUCUAUCUAUCUAUCUAUCUAUCUAUCUAUCCUAGUCCCUUGGGAUCUAUCUAUCUAUCUAUCUAUCUAUCUAUCUAUCUAUCUAUCUAUUGUGACUUACUCAUUUUCCUCCUAUAUGAUACUAUCUCUCUAUCUAUCUAUCUAUCUAUCUAUCCUUGUCCCUUGAGAUCUAUCUAUCUAUCUAUCUAUUUGCUGUCUCUUUCUUUAUUCUUCGUCUUUUUUUAUUCCCUUAACCGCCAUUCUUACAAUCUUUUCCCUUUUCUUAUUAAUGUCUUUAUCUCUCCCUUUCCCACUUUUAUCCCAUCGUCCCUCUGCCCUUCUUCUUAUUCAUACUUACUAUUAUUCUCUGUUUUCCCCUAUUUCCGACUUUGGCAUUGUCAGAAAAUCAAUACUGAGGCUGCCAGUUGGGAAUUGCAUGGUGGCGGCCAUUUUGAUUGUUAG
This is a messenger RNA of Acanthosepion pharaonis, 771 nucleotides long. The record is from the annotation of a GenBank genome assembly. NCBI's taxonomy places the organism in Eukaryota, Metazoa, Mollusca, Cephalopoda, Sepiida, Sepiidae.